This is a messenger RNA of Zootermopsis nevadensis, 4232 nucleotides long. The record is from RefSeq and is a predicted model, not a curated record. Lineage: Eukaryota; Metazoa; Arthropoda; Insecta; Blattodea; Termopsidae.
AGGCGCACACUGUUAGUGUCGGUAUUAUUAUAUUGUUAAAAAAGUACAGUCCGUUAUACUCCAUAUAGGUACUUGGGGGAGGUAGUCAUUUUUCUUAACCUCGGCACGCCCCGGCCACACUACCCACGAGAAAGGACCCGAAUACCCAUAGGGCAGGAGGCCCCGGAGCCGAUCUGGACGGAGAGUUUAGAGGAAAAAUUCUCUGCCUUGUUCUAUUUAACAUCACAGUUAAUAUUAUCAUAUAAUAUGAUACUUUGAUGUUGGUAUUAGUCUAUGAUUCAGAUAGAUGAAGACUGUUUGGCGAACGACCACAGAUGUCAGUGACGUUGUAGUGUUUCGUGUGGUGAGGUGGAGAAUUGCACCUUUAGCUUUGAAUGUCGGGCUGUUUUAUAUAAUAUUCAGGAUCAGUAUUGUUUAAAAUGUCGCAUGUUCAAUAUUUAGACGAGUUAAUUAGAGAGUAUUUACUGUACAGAGGAUUUAGUGGAACUGUAAAAGCUUUGGACACGGAACUAAAAGUUGAUAAAGACAAAAGUUUUAGAGUGGAUAAAAUAGUUGACCAAUUACUGCAGUUCAUUUAUGCUUAUGAUCUUGGUUCUUUGAAAGAACUGUGGACCCAUUUGGAUCAGAGAAUGUUUUCUAAGUUGGAACACAGUUUUGCUCCAGCUGUUCGCAAACUUGAAUAUGCCGUUUUCAAGUUUUAUCUGGUAAAUGCUGUGGUCAGUGGAAAACAACAUAAGGUGACAGAAUUCUUUACCAGAUAUACACCGGAUCUAAUUGGUCAACCAGAAUGGAGGGAAUGGUUCAUGCUGCCAUGGGUAAAGAAUCCAGAAGAAAAUCCAGUUUUCCAAGUUUAUUUUACACGUCAUUGGCAGGAUACUCUCUUGGUUUCUUUGCACAAUUUCUUGGCUACCAUUUUCCAGUGCAUGCCGCAGCCCAUUCUGUCCAGCUUCGAGGAGGAUGCACUAAAAAUGAAACGUCUCCAAGAAGAGAAUGAAGUAUUGAGGUUGCGUGUGGCUACCCUGCUGGAGAAUGCUCGGAAUAAUGUUACGAGCGUGGCAGAUAUGACUUUCCUGUCAUGUGCUGCUGUGGUGUUCUUUCUGCGUACCUGCAGUAGUAAUUCUGUUCAUUUGUCCAGAGAGACUGGCUCAUCUGGAGGUGAGAGUCAGGCCAAGACGCUGAAGAGCCUGAUACGCAACAUUGGCAGCGGCUUACCAACCAGUCCGAUUCUUAGUCGCAAGCAGUCUCACCAGCCUAGUUCGGCAGGUGUUGGCAGAGUUAAAAUAGGGGGUUCAAGUAAUGCGGAGGAGCAGCAGCAGUUGAAGAAACACGGUGGUGUAGGUAGCAAGCAGCGGCAAGGCUCUCCGUGGACUGGUUCAGGGAAGGUGCUGGGUGCAGAGGGAGCAGUCAGUAAAUGUCAGAGCGCUACAGAACAGCACACAUCCAGACCCUCUCGUGACCCUUCCAUCGAGACUUCUGAUAGAAGGGGCAAGCAUCAGCAGCAGCCAGUCACUUGUCAGGUUGGAUCAGCAUUAAGCAACACAGGGGCAUUUCUGCUACUUAGUCAGGAUGAGUACCUCGAACAUCGUGCUCCAGUCUGCCACUGUCGUUUCAACACUUCAGGAUCCACCGUCGUGAGUGCUGAUGUCGAUGGCGUUGUGAAACUCUGGACUGUUACGCCGACCCCAAAGACAUUAGCAACUUUUGUGUCCAAAUCCACUAUCAUGUCCUUGGAUUGGGUGACAAGGAAUGAGCGCUACUUUAUAAGUGGCAACAAGCAAGGGCUGGUUCGUCUGUAUGAUACACGAGACAACCGCAUCAUGUGGGAACUAGGUGGUGAUGCUGCAAGCCCUUUGAAGGACACCAGGAUCAUGACGAUCUGCUGCAGUCCCGUGGAGUCAACGUUUAUCUGCUCGGUGGAGCUUCCUGCUCAGACUGUGGGCAAGUUGCUGCUCUUUGACAUCAAAACAAAGAAACUGGAGAGGGCGCUGACGCUUGACUCGAACCAGGUGGGUGCGGUAGCCUCGUGCUGCACAUUCAACCAUAAUGGACAGCUGUUGCUGGCAGGAUGCAGCGAUGGCAGCGUCAGGAUCUUUGACUUACGUCGUAGUGAUUGCAUCGACUCGUGGACAGCUCACCAGGGUGAAACACUUGCCAUUCAGUUGACUGCAGACUUCACAUCCUGCUACUCUCUGGGAUCAGACGGAAAGGCAGGUCAUAAAAUGAUUUUAAUUGAUUUAAUUGAUUUUAUGACAUGGUGCUCUGCUGUUGGUAUGGUUUAUUUUCCUGCAUGUGUUUGUUUCAGGACAUUAGCAACUUUUGUGUCCAAAUCCACUAUCAUGUCCUUGGAUUGGGUGACAAGGAAUGAGCGCUACUUUAUAAGUGGCAACAAGCAAGGGCUGGUUCGUCUGUAUGAUACACGAGACAACCGCAUCAUGUGGGAACUAGGUGGUGAUGCUGCAAGCCCUUUGAAGGACACCAGGAUCAUGACGAUCUGCUGCAGUCCCGUGGAGUCAACGUUUAUCUGCUCGGUGGAGCUUCCUGCUCAGACUGUGGGCAAGUUGCUGCUCUUUGACAUCAAAACAAAGAAACUGGAGAGGGCGCUGACGCUUGACUCGAACCAGGUGGGUGCGGUAGCCUCGUGCUGCACAUUCAACCAUAAUGGACAGCUGUUGCUGGCAGGAUGCAGCGAUGGCAGCGUCAGGAUCUUUGACUUACGUCGUAGUGAUUGCAUCGACUCGUGGACAGCUCACCAGGGUGAAACACUUGCCAUUCAGUUGACUGCAGACUUCACAUCCUGCUACUCUCUGGGAUCAGACGGAAAGCUCUGCCAGCGAAGUUUAAACCAGAGUGGGCAAGCGGUGUGGGAGGCAUCUCUGCACAACUGCCCACCGCUGCGGAAUCUGGCAGUGCCUCAUGGGCAGCUGUUUGCUUUUGACCCUCCAGGCUCUCAUGUGCUGACAUGUGGCCUCAAUGGGGGUAAUAUUUAUCAGAUUUGUGGAACUGGACUGAAUUGCAUGUUGGAACUCGGGGGACACAGAAGUCCAACACUUGCAGUUGAUUGGGCAAUAGCAAACCAUUGUGGGACGUGCGUCACUGCAUCAUCUGGCGAUGGGAAGAUUAAAGUGUCCACACUUCUGAUUCCCUAGUCUCUCAUUUCUGGGUUUCACGGAUGUAAGUACGUACUAGUGUUCAAAGGCCUGAAACUUUAUAAAAUAUGUGGGUACAUACAGGUUACUGUGAAAAUUGUGCGUUGCUGCCUCAUAGCAUAAUUGUUGCUUUUCUGUGAUUCUUAUUAAUAUUUAUGGAUGAAUAUAUUUAUGUUUCACUGUCAAGUGUGACAGCAUUUGCCUGUACAUCACAUGUAAGUGUUGUAAAUGAUGUGAAGUUAGCUAAUCGUUAAAUGUAACGUUCAAAACAAAUGCAAUAUAAUUCCGGCUUGAGUUGAGCUUGGUAAGGAAUAUCAGUGUAUUGCAAAAGAAUACUGUGCUAAUAAUGUGGCAGAGCUACCUAGUUAACAGGUCCCUUGGGCAGGACUCCCUCCUGUUCAUGCAGGAUAACACAGGUCUGUCCUGUCAGCUGUGUCUUUGGAAAAUGAUUUGCUCUCACUAUUUUGUCAUAAGUUUUAAGUAUCUGAACACAUCGUUCUUUGAUGUUUGUAGUUAGCAAACUCUAAUGGUUUUUCUGUGCAUAAUAAUGGCUGAAGGCUUGUUUGGUUAAUGUCGAUGGCACAAAAAUUGUAUUUAUAGGGGUCAAAUUUUGAUUCAGAGUUUGUGCUCUGCGUUUGAUCAGGAGUUUGAAUUGUCUGGAGAGAAUAUAGCUUGAUCUUAAGUAUAUCGUGUUUUAAUUUCAAAAUAGUUUACCGGUAAUGUAAUGUUUGACAAGAUAUUACAGAAAGUUUAAGUUUUCUUGUGGUUUUGGGUGGGAAGCAAGUCUGUAGUAAUAUAAUCUAAAGCUUUCCGUAGAAUGCGUUUUGGAACUAUUUAAUUUGCAAAGAAAUAGUUUAAUCCCAUCUCAUCUUUAAUCUUCUCUGCGACUGCUGUCCAGAUGAUUUUCUUGCCUAUGUUUUGUAUUUCAUUGUUUCCCGACCUGAGCUGCAUGUCCUGUCCGUCCACCCGUACGUUACCACUUCUCUCAUCUUCUCAUUCUGCAUUGUGGCAUGUAAAGGUCUGUGACGAGAUUUUCUGAAAGUGACAUAAAACAAGCUGGAAUUUUAUUAAAAGUUCUGGUUUGGA